Balaenoptera ricei (Rice's whale) is the source of this 2086-nucleotide messenger RNA. RefSeq names its product ubiquitin conjugating enzyme E2 J2 (gene UBE2J2). Lineage: Eukaryota; Metazoa; Chordata; Mammalia; Artiodactyla; Balaenopteridae. The transcript is spliced from 7 exons. Bases 938 to 1717 code for a protein of 259 amino acids. The record is from RefSeq and is a predicted model, not a curated record.
UCCAGCCUGUGAAGCAAUCCUGCUGGUGAAGGGAGAGACUUCCAUGCGAGUCCCGGGCACGGGUGUGUCACGUGCUCUCUGGCGGGUCAGGCCAAGGUCUCGUGCCGCACCGUCACCGGAGCACUCCGCCGCCGAGCGGGAGAAAGGGACGGGCGGCGCGUCUGUCUCCCCGCGGUCCCGGAGGGACCCGUGCCCAAGACGUUGGCUCAGGCUGCCCGUCUUCAGCUUCUCUGCCCUGCAGUUUUGUGCUCGGGCCGUUUCUUGUUCUGUUCUGUUUUUGGACGUCUGCGCCCUGUUUCCUUCAGUGUAACACGCCUUACGUGCUCUCUCCGUGGGGACUUGGCCCGAAGGGACCUCAAGGAGCGCUUCCUGGUCUGAGCGCACGGGCAGAUUGGGAGAGGCCAGCUCACGUCACCCAGAGGAGCCUGAGGGCGCUGCGCAGAGGGAGCCCUUUCCUUUGAGGGACCCGGUAGCUGGAUUGCAAGUCGGCUUUGGAAGCAAAAGCGAGAGAAAAGUGCAUUUGCGCCCAGCCCGGCAGGAUCUGUUUUGUUUAUUUUCUGUGGCCGUGCACGAUCCUCCGUGAAGCACCCAGCUGGCCGCUUGACUGAGUCCCGCGCGGCUGUGUCUGAAUUACCCGGGGAGCUGCUUUGCGUCGGCAGAGUUAACUUUGCGGCGAGCAGUUAAAGGAAACGAGUCCUGGGCGGUGGCCCUGCUUUUGGACUGUCGCUGUGUUUGUCACUACACAUCGCCCUGGUCCCCUUGGCUUCUCCGGCCUUUGGGGCGGGGCUGCGGGGGGAGCGCUCCCCCCAAGCUGGUCUAGCCACCUGCAGGGGGCACACCGGCCAGUGGUGUGUGCUGGGGCCUGGCGGUCACCUGUGCGGAGUGGAGCUGGGUGACGUGGAGGCACUUGACCAGGGCCUCGGCGAGUCGUCUGCCGAUGAGCAGCAACAGCGCUAAGAGAGCACCCACGACAGCGACCCAGCGCCUGAAGCAGGACUACCUUCGGAUUAAGAAGGACCCCGUGCCUUACAUCUGUGCCGAGCCCCUCCCUUCCAACAUCCUUGAGUGGCACUAUGUGGUCCGAGGCCCUGAGAUGACUCCCUACGAAGGUGGCUAUUAUCAUGGAAAACUAAUUUUUCCCAGAGAAUUUCCUUUUAAACCUCCUAGUAUUUAUAUGAUAACUCCUAAUGGAAGAUUUAAGUGCAACACGAGGCUGUGUCUCUCCAUCACGGAUUUCCACCCAGACACGUGGAACCCGGCCUGGUCCGUCUCCACCAUCCUGACGGGGCUGCUGAGCUUCAUGGUGGAGAAGGGCCCCACCCUGGGCAGCAUUGAGACGUCGGACUUCACAAAAAGACAACUGGCUGCACAAAGCUUAGUGUUUAAUUUAAAAGACAAAGUGUUUUGUGAAUUGUUUCCGGAAGUCGUGGAGGAAAUUAAGCAGAAACAGAGAGCACAAGACGAACUCAGUAGCAGACCCCAGGCUCUCCCCUUACCAGACGUGGUUCCAGACGGGGAGACGCACCACGGCCAGCACGGGCUUCCGCUCCUCAACGGGCACGCGCCGGGGGCUGGGCCGCACCUCGCGGGGCUCCAGCAGGCCAACCGGCACCACGGACUCCUGGGCGGUGCCCUGGCGAACUUGUUUGUUAUAGUUGGGUUUGCGGCCUUCGCCUACACGGUCAAGUACGUGCUGAGAAGCAUAGCACAGGAGUGAGCCGCCGCCACGACCAGCAGAGGUGGUCGGAAACAAGGGACGCUGGGCCCGAGCUCGACGUGGGCUGGCUGGACGUGCCGCCGAGCACUGGGCGGGCCUGCCUGACUCCUGGGGUUAGCUUUUUAAAAACCUUCAAAAAGAAAACAAAAACCAAAGUGUGUAGUUGGAUUUGGAGGAGACGCGAGACUCCCAGCCCCCAUUCUGCCCUGGCGUCCGUCGGGGGCUGUGAGGCUGCAUGUCCACGAGAGGGCCUCACGCUUUGGUUUUAUAGCUUAUCUCCUGUAUUGUCUUUUGGACCUAUUUUAGUAACCUGUUUUUCAUUUUAUUAGAUUUGGUCACUUAAAAAUAUAAAACUCGAUGCCUAUCCAA